This is a messenger RNA of Castor canadensis (American beaver), 2541 nucleotides long. NCBI's taxonomy places the organism in Eukaryota, Metazoa, Chordata, Mammalia, Rodentia, Castoridae. The record is from RefSeq and is a predicted model, not a curated record.
AGAUUUUUCUGAAUCCUGCUGAAAACUCCACAACACAAGAUGGCUGCAAAUAAGCCCAAGGGUCAGAAUUCUUUGGCAUUACACAAAGUCAUCAUGGUGGGCAGUGGUGGUGUAGGCAAGUCUGCUCUGACUCUGCAGUUCAUGUAUGAUGAGUUUGUGGAAGAUUAUGAGCCUACCAAAGCAGACAGCUACAGGAAGAAGGUAGUGUUGGAUGGGGAGGAGGUGCAGAUCGAUAUCUUGGAUACAGCUGGGCAAGAAGACUAUGCUGCAAUUAGAGACAACUACUUCCGAAGUGGAGAGGGCUUCCUAUGCGUCUUCUCUAUUACAGAGAUGGAGUCCUUUGCAGCCACAGCCGACUUCAGGGAGCAGAUUUUAAGAGUAAAAGAAGAUGAGAAUGUUCCAUUUCUACUGGUUGGUAACAAAUCAGAUUUGGAAGAUAAAAGGCAGGUUUCUGUAGAAGAGGCAAAAAACAGAGCGGACCAAUGGAAUGUUAACUAUGUGGAAACAUCUGCUAAAACACGAGCUAAUGUUGACAAGGUAUUUUUUGACUUAAUGAGGGAAAUUCGAGCCAGAAAGAUGGAAGACAGCAAAGAAAAGAAUGGAAAAAAGAAGAGGAAAAGUUUAGCCAAGAGAAUCAGAGAAAGAUGCUGCAUUUUAUAAUCGAAGCCCAAAUUCCUUUCUUAUCUUGACCAUACUAAUAAAUAUAAUUUAUAAGCAUUGCCAUUGAAGGCUCAAUUGACUGAAGUUACUUUAACAUUUUGGAAAUUGUUAUGUAUCACUAAAAGCAUGAAUUGGAACUGCACUGAAAGUCAAAUUCACUUAAAAAAAGAAAUUAAUGUGGCUUCACCAAGAAGCAAAGUUCAGCUUAUUUCAUAUUGCCUACAUCUAUCACAGUCCUGAAUGUAGCGUGUGAGCUUGUGUUUCUCGGGCAGUCUUUCUUGAACUGUUAAAUAAAGAGGUGAGAUGGGUGGGGAAACGGGAGGAAAGGCCACUUCCUCUGGUGUUUAUUAUAAAGCUUAAAUUUUAUAUCAUUUUAAAAUGUCUUGGUCUUCUACUGCCUUGAAAAAUGACAAUUGUGAACAUGAAUAGUUAAACUGUAUCACUUUUUUAACCAUUGUUAUACAAAUAUAGAGGAAAAGUUAUGGUAUGGUUGUUGCAUAUAGUUAAACUGAGAAUAAUUCAUCUGUGAAUCUGCAUUAAUUACCUGGUGAUUAACUUAGAAAAGUGGUGUAAACUUGUACGUGGAAAUUUUUGAAUAUGCCUUAAUUUAGAAAUGGAAAAAUAUCUGGUUGAAUCAUUCUGGCUGUGUUCUCACUGGCUCCAAGUGUCCUAGUGAGAGAUCUUAUCUUGCUAGAUGGAGUGCAGCUUCUAUACAGAAGAUUCUUGAGAAAUUACUGACAGCUCGGAAUCUGUUCAGACUAAAAAUGUGUGCCAUACUCUGGUUCUUGAAGAUAAAGUCCAGAGCACCCUGAUUGCUUUUAAUAAACUAUAAGGUAGUUUAAAACGAAGGGCCAGCAUAUACCUAUAAAAUAAUUUUAGACUACGAGUAUGUAGUACCAGUUACGUUUGGAUGAACCCCCUUUCUCUGGGAUGCUGGUCCCUGGGAAUCACGCUGCAGUGGUGAGCAUAUAAGUGUUAAGUUUUUAAUCUUCUGGGAGGAGGGCACAGAAAGAAAUGUCAAAGUGCUAAUGUAUUUUGCACUAGAACACUUUGGGAGAUUCUCAUGCUUGCCACCUGUUCUUUCUAAAUUUGUACUUAUGAGGUUACAGUUUGGCUUUGUGGGACUUUUUAGAUGAGUGUCUGUAGUCUUUUUAUGGUCACAGUGAAAAAACUGUAGCUACAUUUUCCUAAAGUGAACAUCAAGUAAUCAAACCCAGGUAUAAUGCAGAAAACAUGUUUGGCAUUAUACAGACCAAACAGUUGGCUGUGUCACCAUUGUGUGGCAUUUCCAUUGAAAGAAUUUCUAGCACACUGUUUUGGGAACAUAAUUUCAAUGGGAAAUAAACCACUAUCAGAUUUUUCUUUUCCUCUUUGGAAUGAGGCUAAGACAGUUGAUUCAACAAAGUUUUUCUUUCUUGUUCAGUCCUCAUUUCAACAGGUCAAAGAUGUGUUCAGGCAUUCCAAGUAACAGGUGUGUUGGCAAGGUUAUCAGAAAUAGGAUUUUUAGCAACUUAGCUCUCUAGAUAAUUUCAUCCAGCUUGUCAUGUUAAAUAUUUGUCCUCAAAGGGUUUGAGAUGUACAUCUUCCAUUUCACAUUUUUCGUAGGCUAUGCCAUGUGCAGAAUUAAAGUUACCACUGCAACUCGGCCAGCAGGCCCAGCCAGCAGUCUCCACGUGUACUCAUUGCAGUCUUACUGAACCAGGGGUCCUAACCACUAACAUUGUGUCUUUGCUUUGAGACCUUUCCUCUCCUGGGUACUGAGGUGCUAUGAAGCCAAAUGACAAAGAUGCAUCAUAUGUCUUAGGCUGAUGCCACUACCCAAUUCGUUUAUUUGCAAUUUGAGCCAUUUAAAGACCAAUAAACUUCCUUUUUUAAAAUGUU